Dujonia railenensis is the source of this 483-nucleotide messenger RNA. The record is from the annotation of a GenBank genome assembly. Lineage: Eukaryota; Fungi; Ascomycota; Pichiomycetes; Serinales; Debaryomycetaceae.
AUGUUGCAUAUUCAGCAGAAAAAAGGCAUAAAUAACUCACAUCACUUGUCAUGGUUGUUAAGCCGUCACAUUAAACUGUGGGUGUUUCUUUCGUUAAGGUGCAUCAAUACAAAAUUAUGUGCUAAAUUUUACACACAACCAUAUAUAACGCAUCAAUUAUUUUUUGAGCCAUUCCAAAAUGGGGAUCCUUUCGAAAAUCUUCCUAAAACCUUAAAUCCAUACACAGAGCUUAGAAGUAUUAUUGCCGAAAUUUGCAAAGUUUCGGUAUUAUGCUAUUCAUACAGGUCUAAAGUAAGUUUCAGAGCCUGGUAUCAGCUGGUUUAUGAUCUCGUAGUUCGCCAACGUAGACACUUAACUGUAAUGAGCCAGAUAUCAUGGACAGUAGGUACCGGUGACUGUGAAAAAAUAAUCCGCGAUCUCAUGCAAGAUUGGCUAUCUUUUAGGUAUGACAGCGCGAGUCCCCGAAAAAAAAGGAAGUUUUAG